AUGGGGAUUUCUGGGCUCUUGCCCAUUGUGGCUCCUAAACUAGUGAAAAGACAUAUAUCAAGCUACAAGCACCAGAGGAUAGGGAUUGACGGGCAUGCAUGGCUGUAUCAAAUUCUCUCCUUUGUGUCUGAGGAGAUAUUUUUCAAGGUUCCUACAAAGAAGCACAUAGCCAUGUUUGAAGAGAAAGUGAGGGUGCUAGAAAAUUAUGGCAUCACGCCUGUUGUUGUCUUGGACGGAGACACACUCCCAAGCAAAGAGGAGACAAACAGAAAGAGGCAAGUCAAGAAGGAAAGGAAUAGAAAGGAGGCCGAGCAUUGGCUAAUGAAGAACGACCCAGAAAAGGCCAAGGGAUUUAUGCGGCAAUGUAUAACUGUCACAAGGGAGAUUGUGUCUGACAUUGUGAAGAUGCUGGAAAGAAUAAACGUCGAGUAUAUUAUCUCGCCCUAUGAAUCCGAUGCUCAGCUUUGCUAUCUCCAGAGAAUAGGCUACAUAGACUGCAUCCUUACAGAAGACAGCGAUCUCAUUCCAUAUGGAUCUAAUAGAAUACUCUACAAAUUUGACUGCACAUUUGUACAAGAGUUUACCAGAGACUGCCUUACGGAGGCAAGGGGCAAGGAUUUCGAAGAGAACAUUCUUGAUAUCUCCAUAUUGAGCGGAUGUGAUUAUUUGGCUUCUAUACAGGGCAUUGGGGUUGUGACUGCUCAUAAGCUCCUCUCCAGAGAGAAGACUGUUGAGGGGGUGAUUGAGUAUCUACGGCAUAGAAAACCCGUCCCGAGCGGCUACUUAGAUGACUUCCUUAAGGCAAAAAAGACAUUUCUGCACCAGGUUGUGUAUGAUCCCAUACAACAGAAGAGAAGAUAUCUCCGGGACCUAAGAGAGAAGCUGGACUUUCUGGGCACACUAAAGGAGGAGGAAUAUAGAAUUGAAGACGGGCCCUUGGAGUCAUUCUUCAAAGCACCAAGGAAGAUAAGAGCAAUCAAAAGACACUUCAUACCGGCCAUAAAGAAAAGAAGAUCUGAAGCAUCUGAAAUUAAGAGAGGAAAAAAAGAAAGGCAUGAGGCGAAAGUGGACAUUCAUAUACACUCUCCAUACUUUAACUAA
Molecule: messenger RNA, 1101 nt
Organism: Encephalitozoon hellem ATCC 50504
Lineage: Eukaryota; Fungi; Microsporidia; Unikaryonidae
Product: putative exonuclease
Exons: 1
Coding region: 1-1101 (366 amino acids)
Molecular function (GO): DNA binding; 5'-flap endonuclease activity; metal ion binding
Source: RefSeq, a predicted model, not a curated record